UCAGAAAAUGGAGAAAAUAAAGAUGUUCUGGUUGGCGGUGUGCCUCAUGCUGGCCUGUGCUGAGGCCUCCAAAAUCCUGGUGGUGUUCCCCUUACCUUCAAGAAGUCACGGCAACCUUGGUGAUGGAUUGGUUAAGCAUCUGCUGAAUGCUGGACACGAGGUGACGUACAUAACACCAUUCCCCUACAAGAAUGCUCCUCCCACGCUCCGGACAAUUGAUGUCAGCAAGAACUUUGACAUCAUGCCUAUGGACAUUAUGAGCAUCAAGUCUAUUAUGGACUCUCCAAUGUUCCUGCACAGCAUCGGAUUUAUGCUGUAUAUGAUGAUAGACCUGAAUAGGCAUACAAUUCAGUUAGAAGAGGUUAACAAACUCCUCACAGACCCUAAAGAAGAAUUUGAUCUUGUCAUCGCAGAGUGGAUGUUUACUGACAUACCUGCUGGAUUUGCGUCAGUAUUCGAUUGCCCACUUAUUUGGCUGUCAUCAGUAGAAGUACACUGGAUGAUCCUCCAGCUCGUCGACCAGCCAACCAACCCCGCGUACACAGUGGACAUCAUGUCAACAUACACUCCACCAUUAAACUUCUGGCAGAGAGCUAAUGAACUGUGGACUCAAGUCAAAAUCAAUUUCUUGCAAUACGUUUUACAGGAGUUGAAGAAAAUUAUGGACAACGCAAAGCAUGGAGUAGUAUACUUCAGCAUGGGUUCCAAUUUGAAGAGCAAAGACAUGCCUGAGGAACUUAAGAAGAGUCUCUUGCAGAUGUUUGGAACUCUCAAGCAGACUGUGCUGUGGAAGUUUGAAGAGAAAAUGGAUAACCUCCCUUCAAAUGUUCACAUUCUAGAUUGGGCACCACAACAAGCAAUUCUUUCUCAUCCCAAUCUUGCCGUCUUCAUAACACACGGUGGUCUCCUGUCGACAACAGAAUCUGUGCACUUCGGUGUACCAAUUAUUGGUAUACCUGUGUUUGCUGACCAGUUUCUAAAUGUCGUAAAAGCUGUUAACAAGGGUUUCGCCCAACGAGUGGACCUAUCUUAUACCAUGGCUGAUAAACUAAGGGAAGCUAUAAUCGAAGUUACCAGCAAUAAAAGAUACGCAGAGAAGGCGAAGGAAUUGUCCUUUAUCCACCACGACCGGCCAGUGAAGCCAGGAGUUGAGCUGGUGCACUGGGUGAACCACGUGAUCAACACACGCGGCGCGCCACACCUGCGCUCCCCCGCCCUGCACGUACCCUUCUACCAGAAGAUAUACCUGGACCUCGCUGUUUUCCUCGUUAUCCUACUCCUGGUUGGACGCCUACUCGUGAAGAAAGCUUAUAGAGCAGUACUCUCAAAAAGUAAAGCCAAAACAAAGACUCAUUAGAUUUCUGUAAUUCUUUUAUUUAUAUGAUGAA
This is a messenger RNA of Spodoptera litura, 1388 nucleotides long. The record is from RefSeq and is a predicted model, not a curated record. Lineage: Eukaryota; Metazoa; Arthropoda; Insecta; Lepidoptera; Noctuidae.